CAAAUACCAAAGAUCAUCACACUGCACAUUAUUUUUCUAGAGCUCUUAAAAGAAUUAACAAAGAUGGAAAUUAAAGGCUAUAUUGUGGCUUUAAUAAUGGCAAUGGCGAUGAUGGAAUUGGCGUCUUUAACACUGGCAACCAGUAGGAGAAGUAUGCUCACCAAUGGCAUUGGAUUGACUCCUCCCAUGGGGUGGAACAGUUGGAAUCAUUUCGGAUGCGAUAUUGAUGAAAAGAUGGUAAAAGAAACCGCUGAUGCUCUAGUUUCAACUGGUCUUUCCAAGCUUGGAUAUGUAUAUGUUAAUAUAGAUGAUUGCUGGGCUGAAAUUGCUCGUGAUGACAAGGGCAAUAUAAUGCCUAAGAACUCGACAUUUCCAUCUGGGAUAAAAGCUUUGGCAGAUUAUGCUCAUAGCAAGGGUCUUAAGCUAGGAAUCUAUGGAGAUGCAGGGUAUUAUACUUGUAGUAAGACAAUGCCUGGUUCACUCGGUUUAGAAGAACAGGAUGCUAAAACCUUUGCUUCCUGGGGUAUUGAUUAUUUGAAGUAUGAUAACUGUCACCAUGAUGGAUCAAAGCCAAUUGAAAGAUAUCCUGUUAUGUCUAAAGCUUUGAAGAAGGCUGGCCGCCCCAUAUUCUUUUCUCUGUGUGAAUGGGGAGAAAUGCACCCUGCUGAAUGGGGUUUCCAUGUAGGAAAUAGCUGGAGGACAACUUGUGACAUAACUGAUACAUGGGAAAGUAUGAUUUCGAGAGCUGAUCAAAAUGAAUUGUAUGCUCAAUAUGCAAGGCCCGGUGGUUGGAAUGAUCCGGACAUGCUUGAGAUCGGGAAUGGAGGGAUGACGAAAGAUGAAUAUAUAGUACAUUUCAGCUUAUGGGCUAUUUCCAAGGCUCCUCUUCUUCUCGGCUGCGACAUAAGGAAUAUGACACAAGAGACUAUAGAGAUCAUUUCAAACAAAGAGGUCAUUGCUGUUAACCAAGAUUCUUAUGGUAUUCAAGCUAGGAAGGCUAGGAUGCACGGUGAUGAAGAGACUUGGGUUGCGCCACUUUCCAGCUAUAGGACAGCAGUUGUCAUUCUCAAUAGGGGUUCAGUUCGCUAUUCUGUAACCGCGUUCUGGGAGGAUAUGGGACUAGACCCCAACAUUGUAGUUGAAGCUAGGGACCUUUGGGAGCAUAAAACACUGAAGAACCGAUUUGUGGGCAAUAUUACAAUAAUGUUGAACCCUCAUUCAUGCAAAAUGUAUGUGUUGAAACCAAUUUCUUGA
Molecule: messenger RNA, 1254 nt
Organism: Gossypium arboreum
Lineage: Eukaryota; Viridiplantae; Streptophyta; Magnoliopsida; Malvales; Malvaceae
Product: alpha-galactosidase 1
Exons: 15
Coding region: 64-1254 (396 amino acids)
Biological process (GO): carbohydrate metabolic process
Molecular function (GO): hydrolase activity, hydrolyzing O-glycosyl compounds
Source: RefSeq, a predicted model, not a curated record